Spathaspora passalidarum NRRL Y-27907 is the source of this 1470-nucleotide messenger RNA. It is a transcript of the gene GSH2, whose product is annotated as glutathione synthase. The transcript has a single exon. NCBI's taxonomy places the organism in Eukaryota, Fungi, Ascomycota, Pichiomycetes, Serinales, Debaryomycetaceae. Gene Ontology annotation, biological process: glutathione biosynthetic process. Bases 1 to 1470 code for a protein of 489 amino acids. The record is from RefSeq and is a predicted model, not a curated record. Gene Ontology annotation, molecular function: glutathione binding; glutathione synthase activity; ATP binding. Gene Ontology annotation, cellular component: cytosol.
AUGUCCCCUAAGCCAUUCCCUGAAUUAUCGCCUGAGAAUGAAGUCGAAUUGACUGAGUCUCUUUUACAAUGGUGUCUUGGUAAUGGGUUAGUCAUGUAUCCCCCAAAUUUCAACAACUUCAGUGCUAACAACUCCCCCAUCACUUUAUUCCCUACUCCCUUGCCUAAAUCAAGUUUUACAACCGCUCAAGAAAUACAAAAAUUGUACAAUGAGUUAUACAUAAAUGUGGUGACAAAAGAAAAGACAUGGUUAGUUGAUAUAUUGAAGGAAUUAUCCAAGUAUGACGCCGAUUUCACAGGUAAGUUAUUUGAAGUUUAUCAACAGCUGCUCGACAAACAUGGACAAUUGGUCCAACCCUUGAGUUUAGGGUUAUUUAGAUCAGAUUAUAUGGUUCAUAGUGACAGCAACGAGAUUAAACAAAUUGAAUUCAAUACUGUGAGUGUUUCGUUUGGGGGAUUGUCUACGAAGAUUGGUGAAUUGCACAAUUACUUGAAUAGCAGUGGUGCGUAUGACCAAGCGCAUAGUUCCAAGUAUUAUGAAGACAAAGAAAUCCCCAUUUCAAACUCAAUUGAAGAAUUGGCCCACGGAUUGGCAGAUGCUGAUUUCCAUUACAAUGACAAAAAACAAGAUUCAAAGACGAUCGUAUUGUUUAUUGUCCAACCAGGGGAAAGAAACUGUUUUGACCAAAGACAUAUUGAAUAUGCAUUACUUAAAAACCAUGGGAUUAAAUCGCACAGACUUACUUUGGAAGAUGUGGGUGAAAAGGUGGUCAUCAAAUCAGACAAAUUGUACAUUAAAUCAACUUUGGAUGAAGUAUCUGUGGUUUACUAUAGAUCAGGUUAUGCACCAAGUGACUAUGAUAUCAAUCCAGACAAGACUUGGUCCGCAAGAUUAUUGUUGGAGAAAUCCAUGGCAGUUAAAUGUCCUUCGGUAUUAACCCAAUUAUCGGGUGCCAAAAAAAUUCAACAGAUAUUAACCAAGAAAGAAAUUGUUUCUAAGUUAUUACCAAAUUCAUCCACUCAAGAUAUUGAGAAAAUAUUGUCUACUUUUGUUGCCAUUUAUCCAUUGGACGAUAGUGAGGAGGGGAAACUUGCACAAAAGUUGGCAUUUGAACAUCCGGAAAGAUUUGUAUUGAAGCCCCAACGAGAAGGAGGUGGUAAUAACAUUUACAAGGAAAACAUUCCCGGCUUUUUAACCAGCCUUGAUAAAAGCGAAUGGGGAGCAUAUAUUUUAAUGGAAAUUAUAAACCCUCCUAACUAUAAGAACAAGAUUAUUAGAAAUGGAGAAAUCUUCCAUGAAAAUAUUAUUUCUGAAUUAGGUAUAUUUGGGACAAUUUUAUUCAAUGAAUCAACUGGGGACAUAUUAACAAACAAAAAUGCUGGUUGGUUAUUAAGAUCUAAAUUUAGCACUAGCAAUGAAGGAGGAGUAGCUGCUGGAUUUGGAUGCGUUGACAAUAUUUAUCUUUAUUGA